Molecule: messenger RNA, 1797 nt
Organism: Galdieria sulphuraria
Lineage: Eukaryota; Rhodophyta; Bangiophyceae; Galdieriales; Galdieriaceae
Product: MFS transporter, SP family, sugar:H+ symporter
Exons: 2
Coding region: 38-1555 (505 amino acids)
Biological process (GO): transmembrane transport
Cellular component (GO): membrane
Molecular function (GO): myo-inositol:proton symporter activity
Source: RefSeq, a predicted model, not a curated record
GGGCAGAGAGAAAUUGUGAAAAAUAUCUUUUUCUAUCAUGCGCUGGUUCUCUACUGAAAAUAUAACAACUCGUCUCUAUGUACUUAGUUUGGUGGUUGCGUUUGGUGGCUGCACUGUCGGAAUAGAUAUUUCACUUGUUAAUGGUGCACAGAUGUUCUUUGUGUCUCGUUUUCAUUUGAACGAUUCUUUGCACGGCCUAACCAGUGCAGCAACGCUAAUUGGAGCAGUGAUUGGUUCCUUUAUGUCUUCGAUUAUCAACCUUUUCUUAGGGAGGAAGGGAGCCAUGUUUGUCGCCUCAUUUGUAGCAGUAGGAGCAGGGUUGAUAGAGGCAUUGGCUAAUGUAUGGGGUGUGUUAUUAUUUGCUAGAAUUUUCCUGGGGACUUCUUUUGGAAUUUACAGUGCUACCAUUCCAAUUUAUUUAUCUGAAAGUGCUCCAGCUGUAGUAAGAGGUGCUUUGACUGCUAUCUAUCAGCUUUCCCUUACUUUUGGACUAUUUUUUGGCUCGAUUGCAGAUGCAGCAUUUGUCCAAGUUGAUAAUGGCUGGAGACUUAUGUUAGGAUCAGUUAUUGUUCCUCCUUUUUGUUGUCUAAUUGGUCUUAUUUUCACACCAGAGUCUCCGAGGUGGUUGAUAUUCAAGAGGAAGGAAGCAGAGGCGUUCCAAUGUCUUUUAAAAUUGCGAAAAACGGAAACAGAAGCACUUGAGGAUUUAUCACGUAUCAAAGAUUCCACGAUGAUAGAUUCACAACGAGAUACUUGGUACCAAGUAUUGAAAAAGAUAUUGAUGACCAAACGUAUUAGACGUGCAGUUUCUGUGGGAAUCUUUUUACAAGUUGCACGACAACUAUCUGGAGUGAAUGCGAUGUCUUAUUACAUCGACAUUGUUUUAAGAAAGGCAGGCUUGUCCAUUUCCACGACUAUCUAUAUAAGUGUUGCUUAUAUGUUUGGCACCGUAUUAUUUACAUUACCAUUAUUCUGGAUUGUGGAUAGAUUGGGGAGAAGAAUCCUUUUGGUUGCCACUAUGCCUGUCAUUUCCCUCAUGUUGUUAUUGAUUGGUUUUUCCUUUUAUGGAAAUGAGCACAUUCGCAUAUCCUUAUGCCUUGUGGGAUUCUUUAUCAUGCGUGCAUUUUUUAGUCCUGGUUUAGGUCCUGUCAGUUGGAUCAUUACUUCAGAAAUAUUUCCAUUACAAGUUCGAGCAGAAUGUCUCGCUAUUGUAUCUUUUGCUAGUUAUGCCUUCAACUUUGUCAUUUCUUUUGCAUUUCCGGAUAUGCUAAGUCAGAUGAAAGCCCAAGGAGCAUUUUCAUUCUUCUCAGGUUUUACUUUGUUGAGUUGGAUUAUUUUUUUUCUAUACGUACCAGAAACCAAAGGAAUAGAAUUGGAAAGUGUAGAGCAGUUAUUUGAAAAGCCUUGGAGUGAGUAUUCCCGUAAACAUAUUCAACAAGCUGCCGAGUUUUUAUCUUGUAGAAGAAAGAAGGCGUCUUGUAUAGAUAUGAUUCAGUCAUCGAGCUCCGAAAGGACCGCUUCCAUCAAUGAAAAGGAAAGGAAAGCAGAAGAAUAGUAUACUCAACUUGGCUCAACAUCGAUCAUUCUGGUGAAACAUAUGAAAGAAACGCCAACUUCCCAGCCAUAUCUUUGAUAUUUCGAAACAUCUCAUUUGAAUAUUGAUAUACAUUGUAAGCAUUCCUAUGCUUAUGAUACAUAUUUAGGGAAGAGUUCUGAGCAUUCUUUUUUGAAAACCCGUUAUCGUCUUCCUCAUAAGAGAAGUAUGAUAAUAAAAUGAAAAGGUUUUGAGGCGGGAAA